AUGGCAUUCCAGAGAGCUGAGGGCAUGUCCAUUAUCCAAGCCUUGGCUAUGACCGUGGCGGAGAUCCCUGUGUUCCUGUACACAACCUUUGGACAGACCACAUUCUCGCAGUUAAAGCUUUCCCCAGGUCUCCGGAAAGUCCUGUUUGCAACUGCUCUCGGCACAGUGGCUCUGGCUCUGGCAGCCCACCAGCUGAAAAGGCGGAAACAUAAGAAGAAGCAAAUAACAGCGGAGAGUGGAGGCCUGAAACCAGGCGGGGUACCUACAGCUGUAUUGCCUGUCAGACGCUCCUCUUCUGUAAAGAAAGGAUACUCCCGCAGAGUGCAGAGUCCAAGCAGCAAAAGUAAUGACACCCUCAGUGGUAUUUCCUCUAUAGAGCCAAGCAAGCAUUCAAGCAAGCGCUCAAGUUCCACUCACAGCCUGGCUUCGGUAGUGGCAGUCAACUCCUCCAGUGCAAAUGCCCCAUCCCUGGAACCAUGGGGGUCUCGAGAGAUGGAUGAACAGUUAGCUGCGGAUGACUCUAAUGCAGAGAACCUUUAUGUUCAAGGAAUGGAGCUGUUUGAAGAGGCUCUGCAUAAGUGGGAGCAGGCACUGAACAUUGGC
Staurois parvus is the source of this 603-nucleotide messenger RNA. NCBI's taxonomy places the organism in Eukaryota, Metazoa, Chordata, Amphibia, Anura, Ranidae. The record is from the annotation of a GenBank genome assembly.